Fraxinus pennsylvanica is the source of this 759-nucleotide messenger RNA. The record is from the annotation of a GenBank genome assembly. NCBI's taxonomy places the organism in Eukaryota, Viridiplantae, Streptophyta, Magnoliopsida, Lamiales, Oleaceae.
AUGUCGGGUUUGACACAGUUGCAAUCACUGGACCUCUCACAGAACACGCUACAUGGAAAAAUCACAAUUUUAAGUUUCCUCAGCAGUCUCACUUCCUUGAAUAUCUCAUACAACAACUUUUCUGGUCCAAUUCCAGUGACACCUUUCUUUCAAACUUUAACCUCGAAAUGUUUCCUUGAAAAUUCCCGCCUCUGUGAAUCUCUCGAUGGCACUACUUGUUUUUCGCAUUUGAUGCGAGGAAAAAGAUCGAAGUCUGCCAAGAAUAUAGCUUUGGUUGCUGUGAUUUUGGCUUCUGUGACAAUGUCAGUUGUGGCUACCUGGAUUCUAGUGUUUCGGAAUCACGCAUGUGUAAUCGAUAAGUCUGGUUUGUCCAACUCAUCUGGAGAAGAGGAUUUUUCUUAUCCAUGGACUUUCAUCCCGUUUCAGAAGCUGAAUUUCACUGUUGAAAACAUCUUGAAUAGCAUGAGAGAUGAAAAUGUUAUUGGAAAAGGCUGUUCUGGGGUCGUUUUCAAGGUGGAGACGCCAAACGGUGAGUCGAUUGCAGUUAAAAAGCUUUGGAAAACAAAGAAAGACAAAGAUCCAAUAGACUCUUUUGCUGCUGAAAUUCAAAUUCUUGGACUCAUUAGGCACCGGAAUAUAUUAAAGUUACUGCGAUAUUGUUCAAAUAAGGGUGUUAAGCUACUCCUCUACAGCCAUAUACCAAAUGGAAAUCUUCAACAGCUUUUGCAAACCAACAGGAACUUGGAUUGGGAAAACUAG